Messenger RNA from Phymastichus coffea, 2968 nucleotides. RefSeq lists its product as uncharacterized. Lineage: Eukaryota; Metazoa; Arthropoda; Insecta; Hymenoptera; Eulophidae. The record is from RefSeq and is a predicted model, not a curated record. The transcript has 4 exons. Bases 455 to 1027 code for a protein of 190 amino acids.
AGCCUUCAAGAGCGAGGCUCGCGUGAGCUGAAUUGAUAGCUACUGCGUGUGCGCCGCGCACACAUAUCCGUCGAAAAAUUUCAAAGUUACCAGGCGAGAUUGUCGUGCGAGACACGUGUAUCGUAGUGUGAGUGUUUAAUGUAUGCAAAACCAGGCGGCAAGGUGUAAACACGAGGCAAUCGCAUUUUGGGGUUUAUACGUGAAAGCUGGCAGGAGUAGCACAACAAGGCGUGCGAUCGCGUUUCUUACGCGACGCCCAGCUGAGCGAUUCCGUGAAGAGGAAGAGAAGAAUAAUAAAAAUUAUAUACGCAAAAAGGCAUCCGCACUAAGGAUGCACCGUGUAUGUAAGGAAGUGUAUCUAAGGAGGAUAUCUUUGCAGCCCCAGAUUAUCUUAAUCUGAUGCACACACUGGUUGGGCAUGCUGUUGCUAUUUCUAGCUUAGAUCAAGAAGAACAUGGCCUCUCUCUUCGAAAGCCCUUACCUCUCUAACAGACUCCGACAGAUCGAGGAAAGAUACGAGGAGCCAACUACCUUUGGCAAGUGCGACUGCACCAGUUACAGUUACUUAGCACUUAGCAUUGUACUAUGCACCAUUGGCACUGCCAUCACUGUUUUGGCAUUAGGAGAUGUCGUUGAUGGUCAUAUAUUCUCACACUUGGGACACAUGUGGUUGGUAGGACCAAUUUUCAUAUGCUCGGGCAUCAUGGUUGCAGUCAAGUGUAUACUCUACCUCAGAAGAAAAUCAGUUAUUCAAAUGAUCAUCCACCAGCGACAACUAUUUAGGCAGCACCUGCAGGGCUUCGGCAGCGGGCAGGCGUUGUCGUCGUCGGGCAGCAUGACGCCGGGGCCGCCGGCCUACGAGGCCAUCGCGCAAAGUCAAGGUCCGCUCAUACAUCAGACGGAGCUGCCACCGCCCACCUACGCCGAAGCCGUGGCCCUGCUCCAGCAACAAGACGCAAAGCCGUGCAGCACUGCCGAUAACAUGACCACGACGGUGGAUGCGCCGAGGCCAGCUUGCAAGCCAUGAUGAUGAUGUAUGACACAACUUACUUACUUAAGUGCCUUUUUAUAUACAAUGUAACCCUUAAGUUUUGUCCACGCCGAAGUGCGCGAACGAGGUGAAAGUUUUCUCCUCGCGAUCGAAAAAACACGACGUUUGUCACUGCUGAUAACUGCGCGAAUAAAUGUGUGCGAGCGAGAGACUAUGAUUUAUAUCACGCGGAUAUUUACUUCGUAGGCGAUGCUUUUUCGUUUGUUUUUCUUUCUCUUAUUGAUUAAUCCAACUCCUACAGUCGCUUAAGAGACAACUUUGUACAUAGGUAAUUAAAAAUGAAAAAGCCAAAAUGAUAAUGGCUGCGUAUUUUUGUAUUAUAUAUACCGCAUAAAUCUUAAGACUGCUGCUAUUAAUGCCUUACGUACUAAGAUGAUGCACAGAUUUUCCUCUUCGUAUAUAAUUUUAACAAGGAGGGAAGGGGCGACGAAGAUCAAAUGCGAUUUAGCGAUUUAUAAUGAACCACUAAUUCGAAACAGUAUUAAGUCGAUGCUGAACAAACGAUCAGACUCGAGAAUAACGCCUCGAGCAGAUUUUGUUUCUUUCUUUCCAAUGGUGCACACAAAUUCGUUCUUUUUUCAUUACGGGCAAUUACACUUAAAUGCUCUUUUAACUUACUUUUGAGCCUCAGCUAUGCGGAUAAAGGCUCGUCGGAAUAAUUGCUGACCAUGUGUUGAGUUUAUGUAACUAUAGCUAUUUUAAACGAGUGACGCAACGCAAAAGUGCACACAGUUCGAAUAUGUACGUGUACUUCUGAAAACGUAUAUUUUUAUAGGGAAAGAAAACGAACGCCAUUGUUGUGUCUUAUGAUAAACCUUACAUGCGCAAAUUAAUAUCUAAAGUGAGAUUAAAAUUUGAUGAUUCUGUGUACAUGAUUCAUUUUGUAAACACCACAAGUGCUCAGUCACGAGCAAAUAUCACCCUCUUCAAUUACUGAAUACCAGUUUAACGAAGUCGCCAACUUAAUUUUUAUUAUUCCAUGUGAUGUUUUGUAUAUAAUUAUUAUAAUAAAACAAAUAUAAAAUACGCAGUCUUUUAUUAAACAGUGAUUUCUUAUAAGUUUAUCUCAUACGUAGUAUCUUUGGAAAAAUUAAAAUAAAUUGAAAUUUCAUCUUUAUUAGAUUAUCAACAAGUUUUGUUCUCAUUUUAUUAAUAAAAAAAACUUGUAGAAGAAAAAUCGUAUUUUUACAAAUAGUUCCGUAACAAAAAGUUAUGCGAACCCCACCCAGUCCUUCAUGAUCGAUAAAUAUUUCAAUGUUAAGAUGAGUUGUCAGUCGAAAAAUAUAACAAUGACACUCAUCACAAGCACAAAAUUACAUCUUACACAAAUUACAUUCUUACCAAAACAAUGACCCAAGACUAAACUCUAUUGUUGUUUUCAUUAAAUUUAACAAAUAGACUAUUCGUUGUUAAUCUUAAUAUAAAUUCCACUUGUUUAAAUUAAGACAAGUGAAUCUAGAAACGAUCUAGUUAAUAGGAUAGUGAGCGUUUACGUCGACUUGAUGGUUACGCUUUGCUAAAGCUUUCGUCAACGAUUCGAACGCGAUGCAGUGGCUUUUGUUGUGUAGAAAUAUGUACAAUAUCCGGUGCGCCGAGUUUACGGAUACCGUUGUCGGCAAUAUCGAUUCAAUUCAGUUUGUAAAAACGACGACGAUGUAUCAGUUAUGCACAUAUCAAUAUUGUCGAUCGUCAGCAUUUUUGCUUGAUGUACAAAUCUACUGAACUUUUACGAUGUUAUUUUUUGCAUGCUCUCGCAGAACUUGAUCCAAAGAAAUUAUUUGUCAACCAUUUGUGUAUGCUAUGAUAUUUAUGGCAUUUCGAAAUGUCAAAGCGAUUGAGUUCCCUAUAAAUAUAAUAUAAUAUAAAUAUAAAUAAAAUCCAAGAUUUCAAUGUCUCGUACAAUUACAUCACUUUAAA